Cuscuta europaea is the source of this 3298-nucleotide messenger RNA. The record is from the annotation of a GenBank genome assembly. NCBI's taxonomy places the organism in Eukaryota, Viridiplantae, Streptophyta, Magnoliopsida, Solanales, Convolvulaceae.
GUCAAUACUUCUCUUGAAAGAUAUGAAUAUCAGAAGUUAAAAAUGGAAGUACUACUGUUCCUAAAUAAAUAAGGGUUUUGCCAUGAUAUGAAUAUCACUAAAAAAUAGAGAUUGGACAAAAAGGUGACUUUUUUCUUUAAUUUUCAAAAUUAUGAAUAAAAAGGAAUGGACCAUUUUACCCUUAUUAAACCACCUAUCGCUACAGUGACCAACCCUAUAAUGACUUCCGCUCAGUGACCAAUUUUCACAAUGACUCCCGUUUAGUUACUAAUUCCCACAGUGACUCCCGCCGAGUGACCAGUUCAGCAGUUCCCACAAUGACCAUGGACAAGGAAAGCAGUUAUUGUUACACCCGUCAGUGACCUAAUUUUAAACGUUCUCCAGUGCCCCGACUAACCACUACCACCCCCUGACCAGUUAUUGCCGCCCAACUAGUCGCUACCACCGCUCGGGCCACUCACUGCCACCACCCCAGCCAGUCACCCCCACCCGUAUAGUGAGCUUCUUUUCCACCACUCGCACAGCUCUCCCCUAACCCCACCAACCCUACCCUACCCCAACGAACUGUUACUUUGUGCCCUGACCUCCUACAACCCGCAAUCAAACACAUCUACAAGGAUGCUGUCAGAUUUGCACAAUCAAAGCCCCAAAUCUGCGAAUCCGGAUAGAAGAAAGUUGGAUUUGCACAGUCAAAACCUCAGGUCUACAGAUUCCGAGAAAAAGAUGUCAUCGUAGGCAAGCGAUGGAUGUCCACAGUGCUCUGAGCUUCUCACUGUUGGUCCGAGCUCCUCUCUGCUGCUGGUGUGCUGUGAGAACGUCGCCAAUCUCACCGAUGAAGUUUGCCUUCGCCAAUUGAUGAGCUCGUCCACCGACAACAUCAGCUCCUCCAACGAUGGCAACACUCCACCACAGAUAGAAACAAUCCCUCUGAACAGCUUCGACGACGAAGAAACACGAAAGGGAAUGGCGGAUUGCGGACAAAAUAAAGGAGAAGAAAACAGAUUUUUUGUGGAGGCCGCAGGUGUGCUUGCAGCGAUGAAGGUCAGUGUCUUGUUAAAGGUUGUGGACGUCCGAGCGAAGGGGAAAUAGGUGCAAAGGGGCCAUCUAUGGUCUAUGGAUGUUAGAUGGUUGAAGCCUUGAAGGUCUGGAACUAGGGGUGGAUUCGGUUCGGGCCACCCGGCCCGGCCCGGUACUGUGCGGGCCCGGGACCGGCCCAGUCGGACGGUCCGGGACCGGGUGUGGACCCGAACCGGUGGGAAUAGGCGGGGCGGGCACGGUGCCGGAUAAAUGUGACCCGGCCCGGCCGGGUUGGGCCCGGGCCCGGGUCCGAUCUGAUUUUUUAAAAAAAUAAAUAAAUUGGGCUACUAGCUGUUGGGGGUGGGUUGGGGACAACCCAAACGGCUAUAUAGCCGUUGGGUGGGGUGCAGGGGGGUCCGGGGGGGUUGGGUGGGGUGGUGGGGGGUGGGGGUAAAAAAAUCUAUAAAUACUCCUAAUCUUAAACAUUUUUUCAUAUCUCAUUCUCCAAUUCUUCCUAAAUCUUAAUCUUAACUCUCUACUCUCUAAUUCUCUUAUUCUCCAUUCUCCAAUAUAUUAUAUUUAUUAUUUAUAGUUUAUAUUAAUUAUCUACUUAUAUAAACUAUAAAUAGAUAUAAAUAGUAUUAUAUUACUUAUAUUUGUUAUCUAAUUAUAUAUUACUUAUAUAUUUAUUAUAUCUAUUAAUAUAGUUGGAAUUAUAUCUAAUUAAUUUGAAGUCAUUCUAUUACUCCCAUCUGAAAGACCGAAAGUCCGAAAGAGGUACGAAAUUAUUCUAUUAUUUACACUUGUUUAAUUACUAAUUAAUUUGCUACAUUUGACUCUAGUUUAAAAAAUAUGUUGUACACAAAACUAGUUAAUUUACUAGUUAAUUUGCUAUAACUCGAUUUAAUAGUUACAUAAAUAGUUAGUUAGUUUUUUACAAUUUUUUAUUAAUUGCUACAUUUGACUCUAGUUUAAAAAAUAUGUUGUACACAAAACUAGUUAAUUCACUAGUUAAUUUGCUAUAACUCGAUUUAAUAGUUACAUAAAUAGUUAAUUAGUUUUUUACAAUUUUUUAUUAAUUGCUACAUUUGACUCUAGUUUAAAAAAUAUGUUGUACACAAAACUAGUUAAUUCACUAGUUAAUUUGCUAUAACUCGAUUUAAUAGUUACAUAAAUAGUUAAUUAGUCAAGGGGGGGAUUAGACGUAUUUGGGGUAAUGGACAACUUAGGAAAAAAUGCCAUGAUUAAUUGGAGUUCUUCUUAGAUAUAAACAACAUUUUCCUGCUUUUAUGAAACAAUAUGAUAACUAUAUUAUAAACCCGGCUGAGAUCGACACCUGUGAAAAAAUUUGUAAUGCUUUGAUAUAUUUUAAUAAUGCAACUGAAACUUUUAGUCAUGUUUAUAAACCUACCUCAAACCAAUUUAUUCGUGAAGCUGUUAAUCUCGCCGGUGCUUUUUCAAAUUUUGAGAAUGCUGAUUAUGUGAGUUAUUUUGCUAGUUUUAUGAAGGAAAAGUUUUUAAAAUAUUAUUCACAUAUUCCGCAUAUUUAUGGUAUUGCAUUAGUUCUCGAUCCUCGUUUUAGACUUGGUUCUUUAGAAGAAUGUUUGAAUUAUUAUUAUGCUGCUUUUUAUAGUCCAUUGCCAAUGUAUGAGGACAAUCCAAUUGAUCCGAAAAAAGAAUACAACGAGGUUAGUGAUAUAUUUUAUGCAUUAUUCAAUGAGUUUCAUGCACAAUAUGGCAAUGCGCCCCCUCCCCCGACACAAACAUCAUCUAAAGGAAAAUCAAUUUUCAAAUCUACGUUUGCCAAUCUUAUUAAAAAAACGAAAUCAACUCCCACUACACAACAAAGCACAAUUAAUGAGAUUUCUUUGUAUUUAACUUAUGAUGUUGAUUUUGAAGAAGAUGAUGAUUUUGACGUACUAAACUGGUGGAAGGGAAAAGAAAGAAUGUUCCCGAUUUUAGCAAAGAUGGCUAAGCAAGUGCUAUCAAUGCCGGUUUCAACGGUUGCCGUGGAACAAAAAUUUAGUUCGGUCGGCAAUGUCCUAACACAAACCAGAACGAGGUUGAGCGCUGAAUCUCUUGAGAUGCUUAUAUGCUACCACGAUUGGUUGAAAGCAGCCCGUAGAGAUCAAGAAAUUGACAUCACCCAUCCCAACACUUCAUGGAUGAAUCUACAACCGAGGGUGGCUCUACCUAUGCCGGAGAAUCCGAUUAAAAACAAUUAUAGUUCCUAUUUAAUUUUCAAAUGUAGUUCCUAUUUCAUUUCAAAUAAAUGCACUUG